AUGGCCGUAUGGACAUGUGACGAGGCAGCCGUUGGUAUCGUUGCCGCUUGCUUGCCCAACCUCCGACCAUUGUUCAGGUUUGGUGAACGCGGCUUCUGGACCCAGAUUCGCUCUCAAGGCCAAGAAUCUGGACAUUCUCAUCUCAAAAACAUAACCACAACUACUACCACAGUCUCCACAAGUGACAUGAGUAUGCAGAGGCCCUUGACCUCUACGGAUGAGCAAGAGAUUGAGUUCCAGAAUUACAGUCCCUACAUGAAGGGAUUUGCAACUGCAAUAGUCACAUCUCCACUUGAUGUUCUACGAACCCGUCUCCAGUCUGAUUUUUACCAACCCGUCGCUCGUUCCUCCUCGGCCGCCUCUACAUCUAUUCCUCCUCAUUCAAAUCACAAGACGCUCCGAAUAAUCGGCAAUAUAUACAAAGCAGAAGGAUGGAGAGCGUUCUUCCGCGGUCUUGGCCCUAGUCUAGCAGGUGUAGUUCCAGCCACUGCCAUAAAAUUCUACGUCUACGGAAACGCCAAGCGGAUUGGUGCACACGUCCUUGGCUACGGCGACGACUCAGUGCUCAUCCACGCACAGGCAGCCAUCACCGCAGGUAUUGCUACGGCCACAGCCACCAAUCCAAUCUGGUUAGUAAAAACACGAUUACAACUUGAUCGGGCUCAAAGCGCCACUGGGGCUCGCCGCUACCGCAACAGUCUCGACUGUGUGAGGCAAGUUGUGCGCCAUGAGGGUAUAAAGGGUCUGUAUAAGGGGCUAAGCGCAAGUUAUCUCGGCUCGGUCGAGACAGCGCUGCAUUUAGUCAUGUAUGAGCGCUUGAAGAAGACUUUCUCCGAGCAACUCGGUUCCCCCGACGGCAAGGAAACAUCUACGCAGAAGGAAAUUGCUAGUUGGAUUAGUACAACCGGUGCUGCGGGAAUUGCCAAGUUCGCCGCUGCGCUGAUUGCUUACCCGCAUGAGUGCUUCAAACUAAUUGCCAAAGAAGAGGGCAUAGCCGGUUUAUACGGAGGUUUGACACCGCACAUGGUCCGGUCGAUUCCCUCCGCUAUCAUCACUCUCGGCGUGUACGAGUUUGUCCUGAGAUUUGCUGGGUCGGCAUAG
This is a messenger RNA of Penicillium taxi, 1101 nucleotides long. Its product is annotated as putative mitochondrial carrier protein (Rim2). Gene Ontology annotation, cellular component: mitochondrion. The transcript has 3 exons. Lineage: Eukaryota; Fungi; Ascomycota; Eurotiomycetes; Eurotiales; Aspergillaceae. The record is from RefSeq and is a predicted model, not a curated record. The coding region runs from base 1 to 1101 and encodes 366 amino acids. Gene Ontology annotation, biological process: pyrimidine nucleotide import into mitochondrion. Gene Ontology annotation, molecular function: pyrimidine nucleotide transmembrane transporter activity.